CAUCAAGCUUCCAUCUUAACAUGGUCUGCUAUAUAUAUGGAUGUUUCGUCCACAACCGCAGCCAGAUGAGCCUCUCUGCAAGAAACAUGCUGCGACGCCCAAGCCUUGGAAAUAGUUCUUCCGCUCGAUUCAACUUGAGUAGUCAUCAAUGAGCAGACGGAGCAAGUACUCUUCGGAAUACCGAUGUCAAUGCCUUGAUUGACAGGCGCACAAGCACAAGUAUAACAGUUCGCAUGAUCUCCAACGGCUUGCACGACACCACCCCACGCUGCUACCCGUCUGAUUUGAGACACCAAAGUUCCGCAAAUGCUGUACAACAGACAAUUCAAGAAGACAUCAGCGGUGGAGGGGAGGUCCAGCUUGGCCCUCAAACUGCGCUGCAGCACCCCGACACAUAUUCAUUCCUUGACAUUGUACCAUUGUACCAGGCAGGUCCCACAGCGGUCGCAUCCAAUUGGACAAACAUCGCAAGAAACAACCCCAGCAUUGGGUGGGAAGGAAAGUUCCAAACAUCAGACUGACUGGGGAGAAUCAAAACAUGAACGUACAUCAUGAAAGUUAUUAAGGCGGUAUCCAUUCUGGCGAAGGCGAAACUCAGGACCAGCCCAAGCAAAAAGUACUAGAAUAACCAAGUCGAUCGUUGAAAGAAAGAUACGGCGACGGUAACGGAGC
This is a messenger RNA of Mollisia scopiformis, 672 nucleotides long. RefSeq lists its product as uncharacterized. The transcript has a single exon. Bases 234 to 521 code for a protein of 95 amino acids. NCBI's taxonomy places the organism in Eukaryota, Fungi, Ascomycota, Leotiomycetes, Helotiales, Mollisiaceae. The record is from RefSeq and is a predicted model, not a curated record.